ACUCCAAUUUUUAACAUAAAAAGGGGCUGAUUUUCCUGGGUGAAAAUCAGGAGCAGCACGGAAAUAUUGUGAAAAACUGCAUUUUUUGGAAUUUAAAAGAAAUAAAUUUGUUGAUAAUUUUUCAUGAUUUUGUCCGUUUUAUUUUCCAAAGAAAGGGGCAAUCAACCUAUUUAUCAAUUGACGGCUUUCAAUAUUCAUUUUUUACUUGAAUGCAAUUUUCUCAGAGUCGUUCGCUAUCAAAAGAAGAGCUCUUGCUGCCCCUUCUAUUUGAAAUUAUAAUCCAACACAUUCCAAUCACAUCUUCUUCCACCAGAAUUUCAGGUCCCAUUGGCAAUAAUCUUCAUGGGCUUCAAUCAACAACUAAGAAGAAGCUGUAAAGAUGGCGUAUUCUGUUCCCUUUUCUGCUAUAUCGAGAACGCACGAAAUCCAAGCGCAUUUUCUUACUCUUUGUUAAUGUUACCAUCUUCUUGCUAGCUGCAUGAACAAGAAUGCCAGAAACGACCUCGAAGCCGCAUUCGCACAGUUCACAAUAGAGUACAGAUUGUUUGUGAAAAUUUGUAUAUAUAUCUACAUUUUCCCAUGCUUGCUGCGUUUAUGUUUUUUUGGCCUCUUUAGUUACUCAUCAUUCUGUGAGUCAGUGAAGACUGUGAGGAUCAAGUCAACCCACUAAUCUCUUUACACUUUAAGCAGGUUAGAGCCAGCAUGGUGGCUGACUUGAGAAUGGGUAGAGCUGCAUCAUGGUACUAUCUCUAUGGUCAAGGUGGUGCUCAGAGGAACGCAAUCUUUGAGGGAAAAAUUAAGGUGCUUGUACAAACAGGCAUGCCAUUAGGCAUUACAUAUGUGUGCCAAAUGCUGAGAACAAUGCAUUUACCUAUAUGGUAUAUUCUCUUCUUGAAUUGCUUUAAUUUGCAUCCCCCAUGUGUUUCAACAAGAAUAUUGGCAUUAAUCCAAUCUCUAUGAUUAAAAAUUUCCCAGAUGUAUAUUCUAAAAACAUCCUUAGCCAGGUGUGUUUUUCAUAAAAUUCUACAAAACCAAACACUAAAUUGAAUUUAUUGAAACAAUGUGGUAAGAAACUACGCGGAUAUAUUCGUCCUCAGUUCAGUAUGGAAUCUGGGAUAUAGCAUACCAGAAUUUUGUUUCUGGUAAGAUAUAUCGAAAAGUUGAAAUUGAUUUUGCUAGUCUUCGGGGUAGAAUCAUCUUGAAAGCUGUCUUAAGAAACAGAUGCUUGUGGGCAAUCAAUUGUGUUGCAAUCGCUGAUAAGUACUUAUGACUGACUACGUGAUUUGCUUUCUAUUACUGAUAGCAUUGGAUCCAGUUUUUUGGAUGUUAUCCAAUCUCUAUGGGCUUACUACCUUGCAUACAUCUGAAGCUUGAAAGAAGUUGGAACAAGUUCAUUAAGGGCUCUCCUUUUUCAGUUUCAAGGUCUGUCAGUAUAAGUGUUUAUAUGUUUCCAACUUCCUCUAUACUAGGAAAUGAAGAUGAAUUGACAUAUAAUGAAAGCAUGUGCGCAAACAAUCAUUGGCAACAAUGAAUAUCAAUUCAUGGAAGGUAGAAGUUUGAACAAUAAUCAGGAAAGGCUUGACAAAAUAUGAACACUAGAAAUCAGCGAUUAGAGCUAAUUGGAGUCAAGUUCAAAUACACAUGCUUUAACAUAUCAAUUAUGUUGAGAAAGAAAAUAUAGAACACAGAACUUGAAUAUAUAUGUGUAAACAUUUUUUCUUGUGUAGGUUUUUAUAAAGGAAAUUCCAUUUUUCCUACUUUGUUUUGACUCAAAGCAUACUGCUCCCUUUCAAGACUCUCUAUACAUUGGAAUCAACUGAGAUCUUUUAGGGUGCAAAUCAAAUAAAUACAGUAGUUGCAGCAGGAAAUUUGAUUGCUACAAUGCAUUGAUGAAAAUAAUAAGAGAAAAUCCUGUGUGAAAUACUAGCGAGAGUGGUUGACCUUAGUUGUCAUAAUCCCAAACAAAUGACAGUGCGCAAGAUUACAACAGAUUACAAGUAUCUUUUGUACGCAUUCAAAGAACUUUCCCUAUAAAAGAAUGUAACGCUCAAACCCCCGGAGCGUACUUCUUUCUCCUCUCUGUAUUCGGUGCAUGAUAUAGAAGAACCAAAAUCGGAGCAAGCUAUCAUGUCUUCAUCCAAUUCAGUCUCAGAUGGUGAUAAAGAUCAGCCUCAACAAGCAAAGAAGAAGAUAAAGGCAAACAACUUUUACUGUUUUGUCAAUAACGGGACGGGAAAUCAAUUGAUUAACGUUCCGUCACCAGCAAAUUCGCCAUUUAUCUUCACCAGUUCGCCAGCCAUUCGACCCGUGACAGCUCAUAUUCUAAGGCCUCGCGCAACCCCAGGUCCAUUAGGUCCAGAGCUUCAACAGCGAAUUACAUCGCAGAACCAAGCGAACCAGCUGCGGCCACGUCUGCAGCAAUUACAACAACUAGCUCUGUUGCCACAGCAACAUCAGCAACCUGCACAGCAAGUGCAACAACAGCAGGUAUCACAGGAUGAGAAUCUGAAAAUAUUAAAGACAGGUGUUUCUUCAGAAGAAGAAGCAAUUGAUGUUGGUCCUGGUGUGAAUACUAUAAAGGGCCCAGUCGAGAUAGAGAUCUCAUUCAACAACUUCCCUUAUUACUUAAGCAACAGGACAAAGCAUUAUCUCAUUGCAUCUUACUUCAUACACAUGAAGCAUAAAGUACAAACAAAUAAGCGAAAGCUUCAACAUGUAAGGCACAGAGUUAUACUGUCUGGUCCUGCAGGUUCUGAGAUCUAUCAGGAGACAUUAGCUAUGGCACUUGCUAACCACUAUGGAGUCAAACUUCUUGUGCUUGAUUGCCACAGGAAUCUUAGUGCUUUAUCUAGUUUUGGACAGCCUUUGUCUGAUGAUGUUUUGAAAUUUCACCUGUACCCUGCGCUACUUAAACAUCUUAGAAGUGCCAAGUAUCAAUCAAGGAGUAUGAAUGGGCCAAGCUUCUCCAAUGCAACUUCAGAGUUGUCGGUAUCUCAGACGGCUCUGCCUCCACUAUAUGAGAAAUCUCAAAAUCAAACAGUUGAGAUAGGUAACAGAGUUAUAUUCACAGGACUAAAAUAUGGGAGUGUCUCCACAAAUAUUGCUUCCAGGGGCCCUUCUUUCGGAAACCGUGGAAGAGUCCUGGUGGUUGUGAAUCACAACUCAAAAGCAAUAGGUGUGAGGUUCGAUGUGCCUAUUCCAGAGGGGAAUGACCUUGGAGGUCUAUGUGAAGCACGUCAUGGGUUCUUCUGUGAUGGCAAUGAAAUUUGUCUUGAUGUGGAGGAUCAAGUUAAGCCUAUCUUUAACCCAUUUAAGGGCUUUUGUGCUGAGAGCAGAUUAAUUGUGUAUAUGAAACAUGCCGAAAAUUGCCUCACACAAAAUUUGGAAGCUUAUGAGGGAAUCAAUUCUUUGAUCAACAAGCUUCCUGACAGUGUUUUUGUGAUUGGAUCACAUAUUCAAAGAGACUGCAUUGGGCAGAAGGAGAACUCCAUUGGGAGAAAAGAAAACGAGCAGAAGCAUCCGGACCCAUCAAAGUUGUUGUUAAACAUUUUCCCAGACAAGAUUAGUAUUGAAAUGCCAGAGGACCAAAAACUCUUUGAGGAGCUGAAAUGCAUGCUAAAUAGAGAUGCUGAACUUCUGAAAGUCAGAGAGAAUAUUGCACGACUUCACCAUGUUCUAGUUCAGCAUGAGCUGGAAUGUAAAGAUAUUGAGACAUUACAUGUGACAGACCAAAAGCUUACGGAUGAGAAUGCAGAAAAGGUGGUCAAGUGGGCUCUUGGCCAUGACCUAAUGGCCCAUCCCCAAAAUUACAGCAACGUGAAGCUUGUUAUAUCUAAAGAAAGUAUUUUAUACGGAUUGGAGAAUUUACGGGCGGUGCAAGCUCGGAAGAACUCUCCGAAGGACAUUGCAACUGACAAUGACUUUGAGAAAAGGAUCUUGGAAGACGCAAUUCUUAAUAACCAGAUUGGGGUAAAGUUUGAUGAUAUUGGAGCACUUGAUAAAAUCAAGGAUGCAAUGAAGGAGGUUGUGAUUCUUCCUUUACAAAGGCCUGAAUUAUUCUGCAAGGGGCAGCUCAGGAAGCCUUGCAGGGGUAUACUUUUAUUUGGUCCUCCAGGUACAGGGAAAACUAUGCUUGCCAAGGCUGUAGCUGCUGAAGCUGGUGCAAAUCUUCUUAAUAUCUCAACAGCCAGCAUUACUUCAAAGUGGUAUGGAGAUUCUGAGAAAUUUGUUAAGGCGAUAUUUUCUUUAGCCAGUAAACUUGCUCCUAGUGUUGUGUUCAUUGACGAGGUUGACAGCCUUCUCGGGAAAAGAAGAGAACUAGAGCAUGAAAUAACGCGCAAGGUGAAAAAUGAAUUCAUGCUCAAUUGGGAUGGCUUGCACACAAAGGAAAUGGAAAGGGUUUUCGUUCUUGCUGCCACAAACAGGCCUUUUGACCUUGAUGAGGCAGUACUAAGAAGAAUGCCCCGAAGAUUCAUGGUACAUUUGCCUGACUUUCCAAACAGAUCUAAGAUAUUAAAAGUGAUACUGGCAAAGGAAGACUUGUCGCGCGAUGUUGAUUUCAAUGCAAUCGCUCACAUGACAGAUGGAUUUUCUGGCAGUGAUCUUAAGAACCUAUGCAGAGCUGCUGCUUAUCGCCCUGUGAGAGAAAUACUGGAGACAGAUAAGCAAAAAUCUCCUCAAGGGGCAGAUAAAAAGCAAGGAGAAAUUCGGCCACUGAAAAUGGAGGACUUCAAACAUGCCUGUGAUCAGAUUCGUGCGAGCGUGUCCAAUGAAUCAAGAAGCGUGGGGGAGAUGCUGCGGUGGAACGAGCUGCACGGGGAAGGUGGUUCCAAGAGGAAUGCAACUCUCAGCUAUUACAUCUGACCAAAACAAAA
Sesamum indicum (sesame) is the source of this 4874-nucleotide messenger RNA. RefSeq lists its product as uncharacterized. Gene Ontology annotation, molecular function: ATP hydrolysis activity; ATP binding. Gene Ontology annotation, cellular component: mitochondrial outer membrane. Lineage: Eukaryota; Viridiplantae; Streptophyta; Magnoliopsida; Lamiales; Pedaliaceae. The record is from RefSeq and is a predicted model, not a curated record.